AGAAAUGAAUGACUUAUGACAUUCCAGGACCCGAGAAACGGAUUAUAUCUCCGAAACCGAGGAAUAUUUCAGGAAUGCCCACAGCUGCGAGGAGGGUUGGCAGUCCUGGGGCGUGGUGAGCUGGCACUGAGAGGAGGCUUGUGUGUGUUGAGGCAUGUGAAGGGGAAGGACCGAGCUCGCAUUAUGGGUCGGUUCGCGUCCUCCCUCUUCGCCCUUUGGUCUGUGCUUGUGCUGGACGUCGCCUGGACUGUCCGGGGACUCGUGACCCAGAAUGACAUCAAGGAUCCGACCGUAUUUGUGGUGCUCCUGGCCAGGAACAAGGAGCACACGUUGCCUUACUUCCUGACGUUGUUUGAGCGCCUCAAUUACCCCAAGGAGAGGAUGAGUCUCUUCAUUCGCUCCGACCACAACCAGGAUAGGACCAUUGACAUCAUACAGGAUUGGCUGGAGGAUAACAGGGACAAGUAUCAUUCAGUUGACGAGCAUUUGGAUCAACUUGGACCCAAGAAAUACUCAGAUGAUAAGUUUGUGUCUGAUUGGAGUGAUGAGAGGUUCAAUAACAUAAUUAGCAUGAAGGAGGAGGCUUUGAAGAAAGCCAGGGGCAUGUGGGCUGAUUUUAUAUGGUUCCUGGACAUGGAUAUUUUUCUUACAGAGCCUGAGGCCCUUCACUUAUUGCUAAAUGAAGAUAAAGCCAUCAUUGGGCCGAUGUUAAACUCUCUCGCCACAUACAGCAACUACUGGGGUGGUAUGACAGAAGAUUAUUGGUACACGCGCACUGAUGAUUACCUUCCUAUAUUGGAACGAAAGGAAAGGGGAUGCUUUGCCGUGCCUAUGGUCCAUUCUUUUGUGUUGGUCGACCUUACGCGGAGUGCUUCAGACAAUCUUACAUUCGUGCCAAAGAAUGUUCAAGGGUACAAUGGUCCAAAUGACGAUAUUAUCACAUUUGCAGUAUCUGCAAAGAAUGCUGGUAUUGAGAUGUAUGUUUGCAAUUCCAUAAUAUAUGGGUUUAUCCCUCCACCUCUUGAUGAUAAUCAAGGUAUGGACAUUGACCUUAGACAGCUUCUAAGCAUAAAGCUUGAAGUUCUUGUUUUCUAUCCUUCUCUACCAGUAACCCCAAACUUAGCCAAAUAUGUACCUCCAAUGCCAAAAAAGGAUAAACUAGGUUUUGAUCAGAUAUACUUGAUUAGCCUUGGUCGUCGACAUGAAAGGCGUGAGAGAAUGCAACUAUGUUUUGACGAAUUAGGUUUGGAUGUCAAGAUUUUUGAUGCCGUGGAUGGGCAACUGCUGAACGAUACUUACCUCAAGCAGUUGGGAGUGAAGCAAUUGGAAGGCUACAAGGAUCCCUGGGCACAGAGAGAUAUGACCUUUGGUGAGAUUGGAUGCUUCCUAAGUCACUAUUUCAUCUGGGAAGAUAUAGUAAACAAUGGGUAUGAAAAGGUUCUACUCUUUGAAGAUGACAUUCGAUUUGAGCCUUUCUUUAGGGAGAAAGUAAGGCACAUGGUUCGGCAAUCAACCGAAUUGGUCGAUUGGGACUUGAUCUACCUUGGUCGGAAAAAACUCAAAAGUGCAGAUGAACCUUGGGUGGAUGAUUCAGACUAUUUGGUUCAUGUUGGUUAUUCCUAUUGGACACUGUGCUACGUCAUCACACUAGAAGGUGCAAAAAAGCUUCUAGAUGGUGAGCCUCUUGGGAAGAUGCUGCCUGUCGAUGAAUACCUGCCAAUUAUGUUUGACAGACACCCUGACGAGGAAUGGAAAGAGAGUUUUGACAAUCGCAAUCUCAAUGCAUAUUCUGUGUCACCGUUAUUUGUGUAUCCAACCCACUACACUGGAGAACCAGGUUACAUCAGUGACACAGAAGAUUCAGUGACCAUUAUCAGUGAUGAAUCUCAAACUACUGUGGAACCAGAGCUUGAAGACAAAGGCCUAGGGCUGGAGGUUGGACUGAAUGGACUGGGAAAAGAAGAACUCUGAACUCGGGUAAAUUUUUGAAGACUGGUGAAAAUUCAAAGUUUGACCCAUGAUCUGACAAGUGUUAGAUGGUAACUUUAUUUUGUUUUCUAAUUAUGCUAGAAUUAAUUGGUGUUUCCAUGCUGAUUUUUCUUCUUACAAAGUGACAAGUAGAAAUUACUUUAUUAAUGUCAUUGUAAUUAAAAUGAUUAAAAAGGGUAAUCAUAUAAACAAAAUGAAGUGCUUUAUUAGAUAACUUUGUGUUAUUGAAAAAUGUGAUAUUAAUUAUAUGUAAUUUAUGUGCUAACAUGGAAAGUUUAAUCCGACUUCACCUCUCAUUUUGCUCACAGACUAAAGUAAAAGUUUUAGUUAAUUUUGUUUGGAAUACCUAUUGAAAUCAUAACAUACUUUGCACAAACAGAAUCCUCAAAUAUGUAUUCUAUUUUGGUUUGACAGACACUUUUUACUUGUGAUAUAAGGUAAUGGCUUUUAAUUGUCAGUGGUAAUGUUUUUUAUGAGUAAUGAUUGUAAAGACAGGAAUUCUUUGGGAUCUGAUGUUCAUAUGCUGUUGGAUGUUGGAUGUUUAAAAGAGUUACAGCAUGUACUUUAUAGAAUGAUUAUAUUAUAAUUGUAGAUUGGUCAUGCUUCAAUAGCAGUACAUAUUUACAAAAGUAUAGUAUAUGAUAUUUUAAACCCUCAAAUCAGCCACAAUGAUCAUGGUUACAUGUUCAUGGUGUUUAGAGGUUUGUUCUUUAGUUUGCUAUUAUUUCUGUGUGCUGUAUUAUUGAUCUCUUUUUUUAUUGUUGAAUAGAAUGUAAUUGCAGUUCAUUCUACAAUAUUAUGUGAAUCAAUAUCAUGACUAAUUUUUUGGUUAAUCUGUUAAUAGUUGCUGCUAGUUCCACUUUGUUCAAGCUAGAUGUUACAUGCUCGUAACAAACACUAUGCUGUCAGUAGGAUGAGUAUGCUAUUUAUACUCUGACCAAUAUUUUUCAUGUUAGUUGUUAUACAACAUGUGCAUAUAUUCAGUUAGAACCAGUUCUUCAGUAUCUGGGGCUUUUUAGUAUGAAAUUAUAAUUUUGCCAUCUUCAGUGCUGACUUGUGCCAUUUACUUAUAAACCAGUGCUUGCUAAAUAAUGUUCUGAAAUUUAUAUGAGAAAAGUCACAAUGAGCUAUUUUGAAGCUCUAUUUAUGAGACAAGGUUUUAAAAAGUGAAUUCGUACCUUGUGAUAGCUGCAUAUAAUCUAGGCUGCUUUAACAGUUAAAAGUAGGUGAAGAUUCCACACCAAACUACAAAAGUACAAAGAGAGGAACUUUUCCUUUUGAAAUAGUAUAAUAGUUACAGACUAAUCCCAAAGGUACCAUAUCGAAUGUUACAAAGAUAUUCAAAAGCAAUUGGCUGAUUUCCAUUUCUUAAACAGUGCCAUAUUUAUAGAAAUUAUAAAUGAAAAAUAUGUACUUUGAACAGGUUUCAAGGUAUUCAGAUGUAGUGACUUUAUACAAUGUAUUUGAUGUUUUGUAGUUCUUUUCCUUUCAUGGUGUAGCCAUUCUGCAUAAUGGAUUUUGAGACUUUGAUCUGUGUCUUGGAAGUGCAUAGUAUACAAGUAAUGUGAUAUGAAUGGUGCUAUAAAAAUGUGUUCAUUGAAUGCUCUCAUGUACAUUUUAUUUUAAUUUUCAUUUCAUUGUAGUAUUAUUUUUUUUACUUCAAAACAUUAGUGUAGUGACAUUUUUUUUUCAAUGGAUGAGUUAGGGUAAGUAAUUGUGUGCAGAGAAGAGUUUUGUAAAUGUAACCAGUUAUAAAACUGGUACUUUACAACAAAAUAAUUGUCUUCUGCAUGUUAAGCAAUAAUAAAGUUUUUUAUAUCAGCAA
This is a messenger RNA of Penaeus indicus, 3814 nucleotides long. Its product is annotated as glycosyltransferase 25 family member-like. Bases 16 to 1971 code for a protein of 651 amino acids. The record is from RefSeq and is a predicted model, not a curated record. NCBI's taxonomy places the organism in Eukaryota, Metazoa, Arthropoda, Malacostraca, Decapoda, Penaeidae. Gene Ontology annotation, molecular function: procollagen galactosyltransferase activity. The transcript has 4 exons.